Messenger RNA from Brassica oleracea var. oleracea, 1936 nucleotides. RefSeq lists its product as uncharacterized. The transcript has 11 exons. NCBI's taxonomy places the organism in Eukaryota, Viridiplantae, Streptophyta, Magnoliopsida, Brassicales, Brassicaceae. Bases 159 to 1760 code for a protein of 533 amino acids. Gene Ontology annotation, molecular function: lipid binding. The record is from RefSeq and is a predicted model, not a curated record.
GUGCAACUGUACUCACUUUGGGAAUUGAGACUUUUCUCUCUUUCCCUUUUGCAUUUCCCGAGAAAAUGAGAGAAAGAAUCUAAAGAAAACACCUCCACGUUCUUUUCCCGUCUCGUAGGUAACGCAUAUCAGGAGGGAUUCAAUAUUGAAAUGUGAGUAUGGAGAAGAAACUAGAGAUCUGUGAGUACAGAGAGAGGCUUGACAAGACCUUGGCGUCUCCUGACCUCACCAAUGACCAAACUCUCAAAACGUUAAUCAGACAACAACUCAACCAAGAGUGUACUGUGGAUGUAUUGGAUCAAAGAGUAGCUGAUCUAUCUAGUAUACUUGAGAAGCUUAGGAGUGCAUCAGCAAAGGAUCAAGAUUUGUCUAACGAAGCUUCGACUGGUGAUUGGAAAGUGAAACAUGAUCAUGAAGAUUGUCGUGUUAUGUACCGUGAAGGACUUGAAGGAAGCCCUUUUCACACAUUGCUCGUUGAAGGUUACAUGGAUGGCCCUAUCCAAGACUGUUUAUGUGUAUCAUGGGAAUCAUCACUCUACGAGAAAUGGUGGCCAAUCUCUGCAUUUCCAGCAUUCAGAAUCUUACAAACUAAAAGUUUGCAAAAGGAAAAGAUCAAUGAACAGAUAUGUUUAAUGAGGAUGAAAGUACCGUGGCCAAUGGCAAACAGAGAAGCUGUUGUGCAGUUUUUCUUAUUCGAAUACUUUAGAGACGGUUUAGUCAUCAUUCUACUCAACUCGAUCUCAGCAUCAGAAGUAGAGAACUUCGACAAGAAGGGUGUAUAUGAAGCAGCGGAUGCUGUGAGGGUUGAUUUAGUAGGCGGCGUUGCUAUACAAAGGGUGUCAUCAGAGAGAAGUUACUUAAGAUACAUAUCGGAGAUUGAUAUAAAGCUGGACUUGGUCCCUCCAUCUCUAAUAAAUUUGGUGUCUAGGCAGCUCCUCGGCAACGGUUUCAAACUUUUCAAGAAGACCAUUGGUUCGGUGGCUAAAUCUGAUGACUACAGGAGAGUUUUAGCUGAUCCAUUGUAUACUAUGAUACGUCAAGCUCUGUAUUCUACUGAUGAAAUCUGCCAAGCAAAUGUGUUCCAUAGCCAAGAUGAAAGUGGUUGCAAAAGAUAUGAUCAUGAGAUUGAGGAAGAAGAAUGUGGUGAUGAUGAAGAUGAAGAUGAGAAUAAAAGUGUUUCUUCUUCUUCUUCUGGAGAGAAGGAUGAAAGUUACAUUGGGAAGACCUACAAUGGUAAAACACUUUUCUGUAUAAGCCCAGAGGUGAAGCAAGCUUUAGGGACAUUAGAGAAAGUGAUAACAAUGGUUAGAAAAUCCAGAACAGAUAAUAAUAAUAAGACAUCAUCAACAUCUUUAGAAGAAGAAGAAGAAGAAGAAGAAGCAUCCUCAUCAUCACCAAAGCUACAUUUAGAAAGAGCUGAGAUUGUUUCAAGCAGCAAAGUUUGUACUCAAGGUCCUAACACUGAGGUUCUUGAUGAAGCGUCACUCACACAUUAUCACCACAACAACAACAACAACAAUCGAAUUGUUUACAGGCGAAGUGGAUCAAGUUCUUUUGCAAGAGAAGGCAACAAAAUAGCUCCUACGACAACCCCUGAGGUCACUAGGAUAACAAUCUCACAAGCCACAACUCUUUUCAACCAAACAGAAGAGAACAGUGACGACAAGCCAAGCGGAUUAAAUGGAGGUAAGAGCUCGGUUCUGCAGAGAAAACGUAAACCACGCUGCUUCGGAAUCAGGUCAUGGAUGAGAAGGACCUGAAAAUAGUUUAUACCAAAUACUACAACAUAUAGGAAACAUCAGAUUGUUUCUAGUUACAACACAUUUGGAUACUUUAAGAUUUGCAACAAGUGUUUCAGCAAAUACAUCAAAGUUUACAAAUGUCUUUCUUGAAACCAAAUAUCAUUGAUAAAGUGUUUUUAAUUCAACCAAAAUAU